Molecule: messenger RNA, 2061 nt
Organism: Gamsiella multidivaricata
Lineage: Eukaryota; Fungi; Mortierellomycota; Mortierellomycetes; Mortierellales; Mortierellaceae
Product: Alpha/Beta hydrolase protein
Exons: 7
Coding region: 230-2005 (591 amino acids)
Biological process (GO): lipid metabolic process
Source: RefSeq, a predicted model, not a curated record
UUUUUUUCUUUAGUAACGUAAAAUGGAAACUUAGCCCAAAAAAAAGGAGGCUGUUGUUCACUUUGCUCGAGACAUCCGAUUCCAUCUCAUUCCUUCAUCCUUCAUCCUUCGUCCUUCAUCUGUCCCGCACACCUCUUUUACACAUUUUCCUUGUUCACCCUAGACUGAUUAGUAUCUCUUAAAUCCUAGCACUCCAUUAAUAGCCGGCUCAAGCUGCAAACCUCACACCAUGGUCCAUAUACCAAUUGUCUCCCGGCUCAGUCUUGGCGACUACCGGUCCAUCACCCUCACCUUUCUCAUCCUUGGUAUCGAGGCAUGUUUCCGCAUGGUUGCUUAUCUGAUCCCAGCAUUCAUUCUUGACGCGGGGAAGGCCUUGGUGGAGAAGAUCUUCCCUUGGGUGGUGACCAAUCAUAUCUCCGCCAGGGCCCCGCCGCUUGAAGACGCCGCGAAUGUUCAGGAGAUGCUCCGGUUCUGGAACUAUCCAGUUCAAGAACAUCUCGUGAGAACACAGGACAAUUACCUACUGGGUAUCCACCGGAUCACACAUGGCCGGGAACAAGUCUCUGACAAGGGCAUGGUCCCCAACCCGCCAGAGAAUAUUGUGAAGCUGUUGCAAGAGAAUGGCGUACCGUUGGCUGCAGAGACAAAGGAGGCCUACCUCAACAGGAACAAGCGCGACAGGCGCCACCAGGAGGAGGAUCUCGAGGCAGACUUUGAUGGACAGCUGAGGAAUAAACCCAAAGAGGGCGACUAUAUCAAGCCUGUUGUCCUGCUCUACCAUGGCUUCAUGAUGUGCUCUGAAGUGUGGCUCUGCAACCUGGACGAGGAAAGAAAUCUGGCCUUUGUACUUGCGGAAGCAGGAUAUGACGUGUGGCUGGGUAAUGCGCGUGGCAACAAGUAUUCACUCAAGCAUAUGUUCCUGAAGCCGCACGAAAACAAGUUUUGGGAGUUCAGCAUAGAUGAGCUCGCGCUCUUUGACAUGCCAGAUACCAUUGAUUACAUCCUUGGCAGGACAGGCGCCCCUUCGCUCGUCUACAUUGGCUUCUCGCAAGGAACUGCUCAGGCGUUCGCCUCUCUGUCCAUCAAUCCGGCGCUCAAUGACAAGAUCUCGCUCUUCAUUGCUCUCGCACCUGCAACUACACCCCCAGGUCUCGAGAACGGACUUGUCAACUCCAUUGUCAAAGCGGCGCCCAAUGUCAUCUACCUGCUCCUGGGCAGAAAAACACCCCUGAACGCCGCGUUAUUCUGGCAGGCUCUGCUGCAUCCGACGACGUAUGCGACCAUCAUCGACAUGGCGGUUAAGUUCUUGUUUGGCUGGAACUGCCGUUCGAUAAGUCCAGUGCAGAAAUCGGUCUCCUACCAGCACCUUUACAGUUUCACCAGCGUGAGGGUCCUUGUGCACUGGUUUCAAAUUAUUAGGACGCAAGUAUUCCAGAUGUACGAUGACGUGCAGCCUAGGGUCCCAUAUCUCUCCUCAACCCGGGGUCAUUGCCCCCAUCCGUUCCCAACCAACCAGAUCACGGUCCCUAUGGCCAUCUUUUAUGGAGGAGACGAUACCUUGGUCGACGUGAAGGCCUUGCUCUCAGAUCUUCCUGACUUGGUCGGCAUCUGGGAGAUUCCAAACUAUGAGCAUCUUGAUUUCUUAUGGGCAGACGGUCUGGACAAGCAGGUGUACCCACAUAUCCUGCAGCUACUUGAAAAGCACUCAUUCAAUGGACACAUCUCCAAGGGCGAUGUCAAGAGGGUCAUCAGAGGGUCAAUGUCCACUGGUGCGGGAUCCUUUCUUCGGGAGAACCGCACCCUUGCUCAGGAGCUGGAGCGGUAUGAGGACGACAUUGAGGAGGACCAGAACCAUGUAGUCAACAGACUGGCCCUGCAGACCCCGAGAGACUCGCCCAUAGUUCAGAGACAGACUUUCGUCACGCGCCGGUCGCAGCAGUCGACGAGGCAGACCAGUCGCGAGUUUAUGGAUGGACAGGAACAGCAGCAGCAGCAGCAGGAGUAAGCAACUUAGACGAGCCUCUGUGGAGGGAAAUAAAGACUUGCUAAAGCCUUGCACAG